AUGACUGCCCAAGAAAAGCUUAUAGUGACUUCAAAGUCAGUAAGAUCAACUGCAAUAAAACUUGUCAUCCCCUUGUUGAUGGUUCAGGUAAUGCUGGUAGGAAAUGUUUUGUGUGGGCAUGUGCUUAUUUGGCCAACAGAUGCCAGCCAUUGGCUAAAUAUUAAAAUAAUAAUUCAGGAACUGAUAAACAGAGAUCAUCAUGUCAGCAUCCUGAUUCCAACAACAUCUCUCUUCAUCACACCUGGAGAUAUUUCAGCUGCCAAUUUUGAAGUAUAUUCUGUUCCCUUUACAAAGGAAGAGUUUAAUUCUUUGAUCACGGAUUUCAUAAUGUUAUGGUGGAAUAACAAACCAUCUAUUACAACCUUUUAUAGAUUUUAUCAGGAACUAGGGAAAUUGAUGGAGAAAGUAAAUAAAUUCAAUCGGAAAAUGUGUGAAGCAGUUUUAGCUAAUCAAGAACUCAUGUCUAAGCUGAAGAACGCUAAAUAUGAUGUGCUUCUUUCUGAUCCUGUGAUGCAAUGUGGUGAUUUGAUUGCUUUGAAGCUGAACAUCCCAUUCUUAUAUACGCUGAGGUUCUCUCCAGCCUCAACAGUGGAGAGACAUUGUGGAAAAAUGCCUGCCCCUCCUUCUUAUGUUCCAGCUAUUUUAUCUGGGUUCACAGACAAAUUGUCAUUUGAAGAAAGGAUAAAAAAUAUUAUCUCUUACUACAUUCAAGACUAUAUUUUCCAAAAAUAUUGGGGGGAAUGGGAUUCCUAUUACAGUCAAGUUUUGGGGAGACCCACAACACUGUGUGAAAUAAUGGGUAAAGCAGAAAUAUGGUUAAUCCGAAGCUACUGGGAUUUGGAAUUUCCACGACCUUUUCUACCAAACUUUGAAUUUGUUGGAGGUCUGCACUGCCAGCCAGCCAAGCCUUUAUCUGAGGAAAUUGAAAAUUUUGUACAGAGUUCAGGUGAACAUGGUAUUGUAGUAUUUUCCCUUGGUUCACUGGUUCAAAACUUAACAGAUGAAAAAAAUAAUAUAAUUGCAUCAGCACUCAGCCAGCUUCCACAGAAGGUUAUCUGGAGGUAUAAAGGGAAAAAGCUAGAAAUGCUUGGAGCCAAUACCAGGACCUAUGAUUGGAUACCACAAAAUGAUCUUCUUGGCCAUCCAAAGACCAAAGCAUUUAUAACACAUGGUGGAACCAAUGGAAUUUAUGAAGCCAUUUACCAUGCAAUUCCCAUAGUAGGGAUUCCCCUAUUUGCAGAUCAGGCUGAUAAUAUUAUCCAUAUGAAGGUGAAAGGAAUGGCUGUGGAACUAGAUAUCCACACAAUGAAAGCAGAUGAUUUAGUAAAUGCUGUGAAUACUGUCAUUCAUAAUGAUUUUUUUAAGAAAAAUGCUUUUAAAAUAUCUCAGGUCCAUCAUGAUCAACCGAUAAAGCCGCUGGACCGGGCUGUCUUUUGGAUUGAAUUUGUCAUACGUCACAAAGGUGCCAAACAUUUGCGAGUAGCUGCCUAUCACUUGACUUGGUAUCAGUAUCACUGUCUGGAUGUCAUAGCCUUCUUGAUUGGCUGCACAGUAGUUUUUGUAUUCAUCGCUUUUAAAUGCUGUUCAUAUUGCUUUGGGAAAUGUGGCAACAUUUUACAAAAAUCAAAAACAGAUUAA
This is a messenger RNA of Thamnophis sirtalis, 1638 nucleotides long. NCBI's taxonomy places the organism in Eukaryota, Metazoa, Chordata, Lepidosauria, Squamata, Natricidae. The record is from RefSeq and is a predicted model, not a curated record.